AAGCUGCCCUGGAUGUUACCGGAGGACCUAGAAGGGAUUUCCUCCAAGCCCCAGCCCUUCCUGCACCAUGUGGCUUCUCUUCACCUUCUUCGUACUGGCAUCCACAGCAGCCCAGGAUGGUGGCAAGGUGCUGGAAGAUGAGGAGUGCGUGCCCCACUCACAGCCAUGGCAAGUGGCCCUGUUCGAGCACACCCGCUUCAACUGUGGUGCUUCCCUCAUUUCCCCGCUGUGGGUGCUGUCUGCUGCCCACUGUCAAACCCGCUUCAUGAGAGUGCGCCUAGGAGAGCACAACCUUCGGAAGUACGACGGCCCGGAGCAGCUUCUCGCAGUUUCUCGCAUCAUCCCGCACCCGGGCUAUGAGGCUCGCAGCCACCUCCACGACAUCAUGUUGUUGCGGCUGCUCCGCCCUGUGCGCCUGACGCCCCAGGUGCGGCCUUUGGCUCUACCCACUCGCUGUCCCCGCGUGGGAGAGCCCUGCCUGGUGUCCGGCUGGGGCCUGAUCUCGGACGACGGGCCUGAGAACCCCAAAAGGCCUAAACCUCAAGUGCGCCUCCCGGAUACGCUGCACUGCGCCAACAUUAGCAUCAUCUCAGAUGCGUCUUGCGACAAGGACUACCCGGGACGCGUGAUGGACACCAUGGUGUGUGCCGGUGUGGAGGGGAGAGGCACCGACUCCUGUGAGGGUGACUCUGGAGGACCUCUGGUCUGUACGGGUGCCCUGCAGGGCAUUGUGUCCUGGGGUGAUGUCCCUUGUGAUACCACCACUAAGCCUGGAGUCUAUACCAAAGUCUGCUACUACUUGAAAUGGAUCCGGGAAACCAUGAAGAGGAACUGACCCAUCACUUCCUGCCUGGGCAGCAUCAGACCUGGGGCAGGACUGGGCCGUUCCCCAUUGUCACUGAUGGUAGCCACGGACUCGCUCCACCUGAAGCCCAGCUGAGGUUCAAAGUUGCCUUUUUAAU
Molecule: messenger RNA, 962 nt
Organism: Jaculus jaculus (lesser Egyptian jerboa)
Lineage: Eukaryota; Metazoa; Chordata; Mammalia; Rodentia; Dipodidae
Gene: Klk15
Product: kallikrein related peptidase 15
Exons: 6
Coding region: 68-835 (255 amino acids)
Biological process (GO): proteolysis
Molecular function (GO): serine-type endopeptidase activity
Source: RefSeq, a predicted model, not a curated record